Molecule: messenger RNA, 1678 nt
Organism: Lepus europaeus (European hare)
Lineage: Eukaryota; Metazoa; Chordata; Mammalia; Lagomorpha; Leporidae
Product: cyclin-J-like
Exons: 1
Coding region: 42-1193 (383 amino acids)
Biological process (GO): regulation of cyclin-dependent protein serine/threonine kinase activity; mitotic cell cycle phase transition
Cellular component (GO): cyclin-dependent protein kinase holoenzyme complex; cytoplasm; nucleus
Molecular function (GO): cyclin-dependent protein serine/threonine kinase regulator activity
Source: RefSeq, a predicted model, not a curated record
GACUGAGUUGCCGCCUCUGGCCGGGCGCGCCGCCGGGUCCCAUGGAGCUGGAGGGGCAGUGGUGGCGAGGACAGCUGGCUGCGGAUAUUCACCAAGCGCUUCGGUACAAGGAGCUCAAGUUGCCCUCCUACAAGGGCCAGUCCCCUCAACUGAGUCUCAGACGGUAUUUUGCUGACUUGAUUGCCAUUGUAAGCAAUCGCUUCACACUCUGCCCUUCUGCCCGACACCUUGCUGUCUAUUUGCUGGACCUGUUUAUGGAUCGCUAUGACGUCUCUAUCCAGCAGCUACAUCUAGUUGCUCUUUCCUGUCUACUUCUAGCAAGUAAAUUUGAAGAAAAAGAAGAUAGUGUGCCUAAGCUAGAACAGCUCAACAGCCUGGGUUGUAUGACUAACAUGAAUCUAGCAUUAACAAAACAAAAUCUGCUACAUAUGGAACUAUUACUAUUAGAAACCUUUCAGUGGAACCUCUGCCUUCCAACAGCUGCUCAUUUCAUCGAGUAUUAUCUUUCCGAAGCAGUACACGAAACAGAUCUUCAUGAUGGCUGGCCAAUGAUUUGCUUGGAAAAAACUAAACUUUACAUGGCCAAAUAUGCAGAUUACUUCCUAGAAGUAUCUUUGCAAGAUUAUGCCUUUCUAAAUUAUGCACCUUCUUUAGUAGCUGCUGCGUGUGUGGCUUCUUCAAGGAUCAUACUUCGUCUUUCUCCAACAUGGCCUACACGACUGCAUCGUCUUACUGCUUACUCCUGGGAUUUCUUAGUGCAGUGUAUUGAGCGGCUGUUGAUUGCUCACGAUAAUGGUGUGAAAGAAGCAAACAAACAGAGAGGACAGGCAGGACCUCAGUCAGCACAGCUAAGUGUGUUCCAAACAGCCUCCCAGCCCACACGGCCAGGUCACUUUCAGCAACCCCAGUAUCUCCACCAGACACAUCAGACCUCUCUGCAGUAUCGCCAUCCUGUAUCAGAACAACCAAGCUGUCAGCAGAUUGUGUCUACCACACACGCCUCAUCUUACACAUUACAGACGUGUCCUGCUGGCUUCCAAACUAGUGUUCAUGGCCUUGGGCAUGUGCAGACCGGCGUUGGGAUGUCACUGGCAAUACCAGUAGAAGUUAAGCCUUGUCUGACUGUUUCUUAUAACCGGAGUUAUCAGAUAAAUGAACAUUACCCUUGUAUUACUCCAUGCUUUGAGAGGUGAUUAUGUGCAAAGUUAGUAACUGGCGCAGGCUAUUUUGUGUCUUGAAGCUCUAGGGCAAGCUUUUUGUAAACAUUUGUUGAAGGAAAGGGAUCCCAGUGACACCAGAACUCUUCAGGUACCAGCACCAGUGAAUAUCCCUUUCAGUGCACCCUGAACACCUGGGAGGACCGAGCAAACACUGCAGCAGUUUAACACAGUGUGUCAAAUCCUGUUACAACAAAUGCCUGCACAACAGAAAUGUUCAAGCCCUGGCUGAUGGUCCAAAUAUUUCAAAAAUAUCCAAUAUGACAGAAAAUCUGGACAGAUUAUAAUGUACUCUUCUGAGAUUUCACCUGUGGUGGGCUCUGGGCCUAAAGUUGGUUUAUAUGUCAAAGAUUAAUGUUUAUCUGUGGACUUGCCAAACACUCUUAUGAAGGAAAGUUACAGUAUUAAUUUUUGAAGGUGUCUUUUUUUCUUUAUUAUUCUACAGUUUUGAGUUUUGAAGU